Messenger RNA from Parnassius mnemosyne (clouded apollo), 222 nucleotides. NCBI's taxonomy places the organism in Eukaryota, Metazoa, Arthropoda, Insecta, Lepidoptera, Papilionidae. The record is from the annotation of a GenBank genome assembly.
AUGUUUGGUAUGAGUAAUAUUAUCAUUACAUUUACAUAUACUUGCUAUUUAAUUAAAUCAAUUGAUAUUGUAUUAAUUGUUAUAGCUUUUCUAAGGAAUCAACUAUCCAUAACUGUUGGAUAUUCGCUACUGGUAGUAAUUAUAGGUAACCAACAAAACUUAGCAGUAUAUGCUAUAAAACAUUAUGAGCCUCAUUGUUUUAGGUGGACUAAAUAUACUUAA